Molecule: messenger RNA, 1053 nt
Organism: Schistocerca gregaria
Lineage: Eukaryota; Metazoa; Arthropoda; Insecta; Orthoptera; Acrididae
Product: collagen alpha-2(VI) chain-like
Exons: 2
Coding region: 1-1053 (350 amino acids)
Source: RefSeq, a predicted model, not a curated record
AUGAGGGGGAAAGCGGACGGAGAGGACGGGGUACAGAGGGGACGAGUGGACGGAGGGGACAAAGGGGACAAGGGGACAAAGGGGGACGAGGUGACAAAGGGGGACGAGGGGACAAAGGGGGACGAGGGGACAAAGGGGGACGAGGGGACAAAGGGGGACGAGGGGACAAAGGGGGACGAGGGGACAAAGGGGGACGAGGGGACAAAGGGGGACGAGGGGACAAAGGGGGACGAGGGGACAAAGGGGGACGAGGGGACAAAGGGGGACGAGGGGACAAAGGGGGACGAGGUGACAAAGGGGGACGAGGGGACAAAGGGGGACGAGGUGACAAAGGGGGAUGAGGGGGCAAAGGGUGACGAGGGGGCAAAGGGGGACGAGGGGACAAAGAGGGCCGGAGGCGGAGGGCGUAGAGGGCCAGAGGCGGAGGGCGAAGAGGGCCAGAAGCGGAGGGCCGGAGGCGGAAGGCCAAGAGGGCCGGAGGCGGAGGGCCAAGAGGGCCGGAGGCGGAAGGCGAAGAGGGCCGGAGGCGGAGGGCGAAGAGGACCCGAGGCGGAGGGCCUAGAGGGCCGGAGGCGGAGGGCGCAGAGGGCCGGAGGCGGAGGGCGCAGAGGGCCGGAGGCGGAGGGCGCAGAGGGCCGGAGGCGGAGGGCGAAGAGGGCCGGAGGCGGAGGGCGAAGAGGGCCGGAGGCGGAGGGCGAAGAGGGCCGGAGGCGGAGGGCGAAGAGGGCCGGAGGCGGAGGGCGAAGAGGGCCGGAGGCGGAGGGCGAAGAGGGCCGGAGGCGGAGGGCGAAGAGGGCCGGAGGCGGAGGGCGAAGAGGGCCGGAGGCGGAGGGCGAAGAGGGCCGGAGGCGGAGGGCGAAGAGGGCCGGAGGCGGAGGGCGAAGAGGGCCGGAGGCGGAGGGCGAAGAGGGCCGGAGGCGGAGGGCGAAGAGGGCCGGAGGCGGAGGGCGAAGAGGGCCGGAGGCGGAGGGCGAAGAGGGCCGGAGGCGGAGGGCGAAGAGGGCCGGAGGCGGAGGGCGAAGAGGGCCAGAGGCGAACGAGGAGAGCGAAUAG